AUGUCAAGCGAGGAUCGAGUUCAACAACUGAAGGAUGAGUUAGCCCAACUCAAGGACAAAUUCGUGCAAGCGAAACAAGCGACGGAGGCUGCUCGACAAGUGCAAAAAACGUUGGUUCAAAGAAGCAGGGAAGUGGAGUUGGAGUUUGAGAGGAAUAAAAGAAUCGAGAUCGAGGGACAGCGUUCUGACGAGAUUCAACGUGCACGAGAUGAGGGGAAACAACUGCAAGAGAAAAUUCUCUUAUUUCCGGAGAUAGAAAAGGAUCUUCAAAAACAGUGCGACAAGAUUUAUAUUGCUAAGGACAGAGAGCGCGAAUUGCACAAGUCUCUGAAAGGUCUCAAGUGGCAUAUGGCUGACAAUCCAGUGAGUUGUGGAGCAACCUGCAAAGUAUGCAUGGAAAAGUUCAAAAUGGAGGAUAAGACUCCUCGACUAUUAGGUAAUCACAUUCAUUUGCUGGAGGGGUUUUUCUAAAUUUAUGAUUACAGAAUGUGGACACACGUUCUGCGAAGACUGCCUCAACAAGAUGAUCGAAGGAGGAGGAGAACGAUUUGGACGGAUCAGAUGCCCGCAAUGCCGCAGAUUGUGCAGAGUGGAGAACUGGCAAACGUGGAAACUCACGCUAAACUUGGCACUUCUUUAA
Molecule: messenger RNA, 640 nt
Organism: Caenorhabditis sp. 36 PRJEB53466
Lineage: Eukaryota; Metazoa; Nematoda; Chromadorea; Rhabditida; Rhabditidae
Source: the annotation of a GenBank genome assembly